AUGGCGCGCCUCACGCUCCUCCUGCUCCCGCUCCUGGCCUUCGCCGCCGCCACCGCUGCCGCGCUUGAGCAGCCCGAGUUCAAGCCGGCGCCGCAGACGAGCGUCUCCAGCACCGCCUUCAACCCCGCACUGACCAACCCGGGUGGCUCCACAAACGCUGCUGGCACCUUCGCCGUCUCCUCGCUCGGCCGCUCUUCUUCCUUCUCGUACAACAGCGCGCUGCCGUCGACGACGUCCUUCGUCGUCAACUCGCCGGCGUUCGCCUCGCCCGCAGCCGUCGAGACGCCGUCGGGCUUCAACGCGCCCAUUGUGACGAGCGUGCCGCUGCUGUCGCAGUCGAGCAGCAUGCCCAUCUCGCUCGUCACCACGACGAGCGUCAGCGUCGAGGCGGCACCGACGUCGCGCCCGGACGGCGCGGCGUCCCACCGCGUCGCUGCUGCGGGCUGGGCUGUCGGUGCGCUCGGCGUCGUCGCUGCGUUUGCCUUCUAA
Messenger RNA from Tilletiopsis washingtonensis, 489 nucleotides. RefSeq lists its product as hypothetical. Lineage: Eukaryota; Fungi; Basidiomycota; Exobasidiomycetes; Entylomatales. The record is from RefSeq and is a predicted model, not a curated record. Bases 1 to 489 code for a protein of 162 amino acids. The transcript has 3 exons.